CAACAAGCUAGUAAGUCGAGUAAGAAAGCAAUUAUUGAUAUCGCUGUUUUUUGUUACUAUAUUUAUUUAUUACUUCGGCUGCUCUAAUAUCGAACUGACCUCCUCAUUUUAAACGUUUUUCAUUACUACGAGCAAAUUUAUUGUACUUACUUAUCAAACAAGAUGAACAAUUUAAGUUUUCUCCGUGUUUUUUGCAGUGUCAUCCUAAUUUUACGUGUCACACCGACCGCGUGUCACAGUUUAUACUCGCCCAAUAAAAACACAACCUUAUCCUCUACAGAUAUUUCCGGCAAUAGUUCCCACCUUGUAAGAGAGCUUCGCCAAGGAAAAAGUGAGGUUCGGAGCCAAAUUCCUAAUCCUUGGGAGGGGGCACGCGUCAAAUCACUGCUUAACCCACCGUUCCGUGGUCUUUUGCCGUUCAUUGAAUCGGGCGGAUGCAAGAGCGGCUGGACCUACAGAAUCCUGAAAGGGGAGGAACUAAUCCACUUUGGUCAUGAAUUAGAGUGCAUCUUUUUUUCUGGAGUGACGCCCUCCCAAGUCCCAAAAGGUCCUUUGUACGGCACGAUCCUCUCCAUCUUCAAUAUGGAACAGUUCAGCGGAAUGAUGAACUUGGCGUGGUGGGGGAAACUCGUGAAUCAAGUGGAUUGUCCCGCACCAGGUUUUUCCCAACCGAGACCCGUUUUUAUCGGGUGGAACAAUCUGCUGGGUCAGUUUAUUGUCCCAUUUAUUGCGAGGAUAGGUCCCUUAGAAGAGAACCUAGCACCAGGGGAAUUUUACGACGGAAAAAUCAACCUCGUCCUCGACUACACCGUUUCCUUUCCCGAAGUUUGUUCAGAUUUUGAAUGGUUAAAGGAAAGUCAAGGAUCAGAUAUUCCCGAAGAAAAUAUGUAUCCGCUCAAUAAAGUUGUCGACAUCUUACGGCUUGUCGGGCGUCAAGCGGACGGGGGUGCGAUCUAUUUGGGAAAGUCGUACGUGCGAGAUUCCUUCGACGCGUCGAGCACCGUGAUCUACUUUUACUUUGUUAAUUACGAUAUGGAGGUCAACCCCGAGUUUGAACCGGGACAGGAACUUCCUCCUCUCGUGCGAAGUUUCUCUUACACGAUCCCCGGACUUAACCAAAUGGUCAUCUAAUUAUAGACAUAAUUCCAAUAAUUUACUAUAUUUAUGUAGAAAGAAAAUAGAAAUGUAGAAUUUCCUGUAAAGUUUUUAACUGAAUGAAACUGAAACCUUAAAAAAUUGC
Messenger RNA from Folsomia candida, 1240 nucleotides. RefSeq lists its product as uncharacterized. The record is from RefSeq and is a predicted model, not a curated record. The transcript has 4 exons. NCBI's taxonomy places the organism in Eukaryota, Metazoa, Arthropoda, Collembola, Entomobryomorpha, Isotomidae. Bases 163 to 1131 code for a protein of 322 amino acids.